AGCUGGUUAUAACAGGAGCAGAGAGGAGAGGCAGGCCAAAGACUCUUCAGCCAGGCAAUCGCGAGUGGGUAACGCUGAUUGCUGCUAUCAGCGCUGCUGGCUGGUCAGUGCCACCAUUCCUUAUCUUCGCUGGUCAGUACCACCUAGGCUGGCGGAUGGGUAGGGCAAUUGCAGUUAGCGACAAUGGCUGGACGAAUAAUGAGCUUAGAGUUAAGUGGCUAAAGCACUUCAACGCUUACACGCAGGCUCGUAGUAUAGGCACGCGUCGCCUGCUUAUUAUUGAUGGCCAUAAGAGCCACCAAUCUCUAGCGUUCUAGGAGCUCUGCAAGGAGAACAACAUCUACACGCUCUGUAUGCCACCUCACUCAUCUCACCUACUCCAGCCGCUUAAUGUUGGCUGCUUCUCGCCAUUAAAGCGCGCGUACAGCUGUGAGGUGGAGAGCCUUAUGCGCAACCACAUUAACCACAUCACCAAGCUUGAGUUUCUGCCAGCGUUCAAGGCAGCGUUUGAUCAAGCGUUCACGCCAGCCAAUAUCUGCUCAGCCUUCCGCGGCGCAGGCCUUGUUCCUCU
Molecule: messenger RNA, 571 nt
Organism: Didymella exigua CBS 183.55
Lineage: Eukaryota; Fungi; Ascomycota; Dothideomycetes; Pleosporales; Didymellaceae
Source: the annotation of a RefSeq genome assembly